This is a messenger RNA of Pyrgilauda ruficollis (rufous-necked snowfinch), 1551 nucleotides long. It is a transcript of the gene LRRC72, whose product is annotated as leucine rich repeat containing 72. Gene Ontology annotation, molecular function: protein binding. Bases 1 to 819 code for a protein of 272 amino acids. The transcript is spliced from 9 exons. NCBI's taxonomy places the organism in Eukaryota, Metazoa, Chordata, Aves, Passeriformes, Passeridae. The record is from RefSeq and is a predicted model, not a curated record.
AUGGCGGCGGCCGCCGCAGCCGGCGGGCAGGCAAUAGAAAAACAGCUGAAGAUUUGUGGCUAUAAGAGCAAUGUGGAUGUCGUAGCACUGUAUCUGGCUAGACAAGGACUAAAAAGUAUCCCAAGUCUAUCACAGUUUCACAGAUUAAGGUAUUUGUGGAUUAACAACAAUAAGAUCCAGGAUUUAACCUUCUUGAUCAAAAACUAUUACUUGACUGAACUCUAUCUCAACAAUAACGAGCUGACAGAUAUAUCAGGUGCUCUGAAACACCUAUGUUCAUUACAGAUUCUGUUUCUUCAUAACAACGAGCUAAAAAAACUUGGCAAAACAGUGAAGGAAUUGAAAGGAAUGAUAAGCUUGCAGACUCUAAACCUAUUCCAAAACCCUCUGGCAUAUGAUCCAGACUACCGGCUUUAUGUGAUAUACUUCCUUCCUUCAGUUCAGCUCCUUGACAGGAAGUUAGUUACACAAAAAGAAAGGGAGUCAGCACUUCAUCUCUAUAACCCCAAAAGGGCUUGGGUCAUGCAGUCAAUAGCUUUUGGGAAGAGAGCAGACAGAUCCUUGGGGACUGAAGUGGGAUCUGGCAGAUGCACUCAACCAGCCACAAGACCGAUAAUGCCCUCAGGUCAUGAAUUUGGAAAUAACACUAAUAAAGUACCAUUUGAGGACCCUGAAGAUGCAGUUUUAGUACGGGCAACCGCAAGAUCUCUAAUGGAAUUUUCCUCUGUGGACUGGAACAAAGUAGCCACCUGUCAAGAAAGACGGCUUCAAAACAAAGCAGGAGAGCCCUUUGAGAAGCUGACAGUCCAGUUUAGAUGAAAAAACUCCUAUUUCUCUCUCUAAUGUUAACUCCAUAAGUAGGUUAACAGCUCAAUAAAAACAUUAAGUGAAUUUCCAGAAAAAACAUGUUAGUGUAACGUUUCUUUCACCAUAUGUUGUAUAGAGAGUGAAGGAGUUAAGAUAACAAAUGAUAAAUAGUGGCAAUGUUAGAAUAAAAGUUGCUUGAAAUGGAACCCUUACCAUAAUUUUGUUAUCCGAAAGUACUAAACUGCACACUAAUUUUUAGGAAACUAAGGAUAAAUACUUUUAUUUCUUAUAAUACACUUCCUCACAUAUUUCUCCUUCCAUUCUGUCAAGGCUUAAAGUCAAUGCUGCUUUCUAAAUAUUUCAAAGCCCUUUCAGGUUGUAGCUUGUCUGCUGAGUUCCUUCCUUCUCUCCUAAGUUAGCACAGAGCCACAGGAUGGUCUCUGUUGGCAGGGAUCUCUGGAGCUUAUCUAGUCCAACCUUCCUGUUGGAAGCAGGGUGGAGAUGAGGUUGUCUGGUGGCCUGUCAGGGAAUCACAGAUUUCCAAUGAGCAAGGCACCACCACUGGGAGAAUGAAAGCAGGAUUGGUGCUGGGUAUUUUAGCACACUUCCAAAACCCUGACUCUUUUGCCCUGAAGGGAUGGCAUUUUCAGAGAAUCCCUGAAGAGCAGCACACCCCUGUGAGCGGAACCGGGAGGCAGCAGCACUUCUGCAUUCCCAGACCUCAGAGUGGAGGGUGACUACAGC